Molecule: messenger RNA, 6019 nt
Organism: Podarcis raffonei (Aeolian wall lizard)
Lineage: Eukaryota; Metazoa; Chordata; Lepidosauria; Squamata; Lacertidae
Gene: RCAN2
Product: regulator of calcineurin 2
Exons: 3
Coding region: 5455-5853 (132 amino acids)
Biological process (GO): calcium-mediated signaling
Cellular component (GO): nucleus; cytoplasm
Molecular function (GO): calcium-dependent protein serine/threonine phosphatase regulator activity
Source: RefSeq, a predicted model, not a curated record
GGGUAUUCUUGUCAUGCAGCUUCAUCUUUCCACAUUGUACAGUCGUACCUUGGAAGUCGAAUGGAAUCCAUUCCGGAAGUCCGUUCAACUUUCAAAACAUUCGAAAACCAAAUCACGGCUUCUGAUUGGCUGCAGGAAGUUCCUGCAGCCAAUCGGAAACUGUCGAAUGCCUGUCGGAUAUUCGGGUUCCAAAAGAACAUUGGCAAACUGGAACAAUCACUUCCAGGUUUGUGGCACUCAGGAGCCAAAAUGUCCAAGUUCCAGGGCAUUUGGGACGCAAAGUACGACUGUACUUGGAAACUCACUGCACAGAGCUCUUGUGAGAGACCCUCUAGGCUAAUUUCUAGAAUACUCUCUGUGGGCAUUCUGCCCAUCUGGAUCUCUUUCUUCAAGAGUCAAGUUUCUUACAGCCCACUCUUAAGCAUCUUUGUAGAAGUUAAGUGACACUGUGUUCUCUUGAACUCGCUCUUCAUGUACACAUUUUGGCAUAGCUGAGAGGGACCAGCAGAAUGUCCACCCAGAAGGGAGCAGCAAUUUACCAAUGGGAUAGUCUGCCUCCCUUGAGCUGGCCAGGUUGUGCUAACUUGGCAGGAAGCUGUGCUCUCCUCCCCCGAGGCUAGAGCAUCUCUUACCUGUGCCUCUUACGCAGGGCUGAAUGACAAAGUAAGGUCUCAAGCAGCUGAGGGCAGCAGUAUUCCAAGCCCUUUCAAGGGCAUGCUGCUGCUUUGCAGCAUCUCAAGUUGCAGAAAACUGCACAGCCAUACUCAGUACUCAGUACCACUCUGUACCACUGAGAAUCUGACAGGAAUACACACACACACACACACACACACACACACACCACAACCAUGUAUGUUCCAGAUAGAAAGCAUUCCAGUUAGUUUUUUACAAUUACAUUUUUUUUAACCGCAGGUACAUUAAAGCCACAAGCAACACAUAAGUAGUGUGUAGAAGAGUAGAUAAUCUGCAACAUUUAGGAACAUGUUUCUCUUUUUAGAUUGGAACAUAACUGUGGUAGCUGGUGCCCCAUCCCCAAAGUCUACCAUCUGACCUACCUAUGCAACUACUUCAAAUAAGGAAGUUUAAUUUGGCAGAUAUCUGCACAGCAGCUUUGUCGCUGUGAAACAUGACAAGUAUGGAAAUGGAUUAAGGUAGAACAGAUUACACACACACACACACACACACACACACACCAGUAUACCUUUAUCUCCAGAACAUGGAAAACUUAAAAAUCACCAGUCCAUCAGUUUCCUCAAAAUUGAAAAUGGAACACCACCAGAUUUGGUCAUUGAGCAGGAAAACUAAAGGCAGAGUUUGGAUUUUAUCAUGCCCAGAUUAUCUGGAAAUCAUUUUACUGAUAGAACAGCUGACUGAAAUAUUUUAUAUAACAAGUCAUUAAAAUAAGGAAAACUGAGACUUGAUGCAAGAAAAAGUCUGCAAGGAUGUUCUGGUGGUACCAGUACUUGAAUAUGUAACAGAAUAAUCACCUAAAGCUGAAGAAUAGUUGCAUUGACAGAUAUAAAUGGGGAUGACAUAGCUAAAGAAAUGGACAAGAAAAUAAUAAAAUGAUUUACAGAACUUCCAAAUAUAUUUCAUUUAAACACAUGGACACAAUUAGAGAAAUAAGUACCAAGCAAACAACUGAUUAAACUAUUGAGUCAACCCUUUAGAGAUUCCCCUUCAUUGCAAAAUCUAGCAGCAUUUAAGAAGAAUGUUGCAUCAGAUUCAAAUUGUGGUUACACCCAACAUCCUUGUCUUGACUUCAGCUUAUUUUUCCAAAAACAAAAUAAAUUACUUCAUACUAUUCAAAUACUAUUUCGAACAGACAAUACUAUAGUAUGUAGGCCAGCAAGUGGAAUAACAUUUGUGCUGGAUGGGGGCAGAGGGGAGCUCUUCUACAUGGGAUCCAAUGAAACUAACCAUAUUCAGCCAUCUUGGAAUAGUAUUCUACUUAAGUGUACAAAAAUAUGUGUGUACAUGUUGCCCAAGAACUACAAUCGUGGUUGAUGGAUAUACUAAUACCAAUGAUCUUCAGCUAUGCUCCCCAGGUUUUGUCCCUCAACAUUGGAUAAGCUGGCUGGGGAUGUAGUCCAACCACAUAUGGGGAUGCAGGGUUGACAAAACACUGCAGUAGAGUAUCAAGGACAUGUUGUAUAGCAGAAGAGAAGGUCGAGAAAUCAUAUUCAUGGACAAAAUACAGAUCCACAAAUUGUUUUCAUGCAAGUCAAAAGAAACAAUGACCCAUCAGUGCACUGACAACAAGCAAUUUACAGUAGCUCAGGCUAAUGGUGGUGCUGGUGUUUUGUUUUUCCCAGCAGCUGCCAAGCUAGCUCAGUCCACCAACACUGCAGUUGCAUGGGAGAUGACACCAACCUGUUUCCCCUGCUUUGUUUUCAUGUUGCCAGUCUAGUAAGGCAUUGUGUUUUUCUGCAGAGCCACCAAAGGGAGGGGAACCAAAGGUAUUGAACAUUAAAAGUGUCCAGCAGCAGUUUAGUGAAAGAACCUCCAGGGUUAAUGGAUCUGGGAAAGGAUUUCAUGUGAGCACAUUCAUGUACAGUAGUGAAUUAAUAAACAAAAUGAAACAGGCAGGGCUGUUUCUUAACCACAACACAGCACUAAGGCAAAGUAUGUAAAGCCAGAGGCAGUUUGUUGGAAUACUAACAAGGGAACUGUGAUUAAGUCAGAACAUUACGACGAUCACUGUUGAUAUAAAAGAGUGUUAAAACUAAAUGCUGAUUUAACAAAGCUGGAUGUCACAACUUUUAGUAUGCAGUUUCUUAUGUUAGUCUAUUGUUCUCUCUCAAAAUAAAAUACUUCUGCAGGAAUUUUACAGUUUAGCCUUAUUUUUACAGGACCAUAAACAGUAUUGCUUUGAAUAAAACAUUGUCCAGUGGCACCUUAGAGACCAACUAAAUUUGUACUGGUUAUAAGCUUUCGUGUGCAUGCAAACUUCUUCAGAUACACUGAAACAGAAGUAUCUGAACUGGACAAUUUUUUAUUUAUUUUGACUUUGUCAGACCAACACAGCUAUCUACCUGAAUCUAGUAUUGCUUUGGUUACUGUUUAAGAAUUUUUACAGGAAAAUGAACAUUUCUGUAUAUUGAUAGGGAAAUUAUUUUGGUACUUGAAUGAUUGGCAGAAAGAUGGAAUAAGAUAAAACAUAUGAGAGCUGGAUUCCUAAGUAAAAUUGCAACAGAGGUUGCAAUGUCAUAGGAAAACAUGUCAUAAUUUCUUUUUUAUUGUGUGUGUUCUACUUAAAGUUUGAAAUGCUUUUUGGUUUUUCAGUUCUUUUUCAGGCUCCAAUUGAAGGGCGGUUCAGUAAUGAUGUGUGCUCCAUGGUGUCUGUGCUGUAGCCUAAGCAAAAGAAACAGGAAUCUACACUUCAGUUUUAUAGUGUCAGAUUCAUUUUGCUGAUGCUGCCGAACCAAAAUCUUUGUGCUCCUAAGUGCAACAUCAGCAUUACGGAGCAUGAAAGAGAACUAUUGAACCCAUCUCCCUGAGCUACUUCUCAGUUUGCAUUUUAUUUUUAAUCCCAUUGGUCAAAAGGCUUUGAGGACAACCAGGCACAUUCUGACAGACAUUUCUGUGCUAUAAGAAAGCUGAACGUUUACCAUUCAUUCUAUUACCAAAUUCAAGGGCAACUAAAGUAUAGAAUGAUGGACUUUGCAAGUCAAAUGAGUCUUGCUUUCAAAAGACAAAGCCUGCAGCAUGUGUGUGUUUGUAUGAAAUAUCCUAUAUUCUACUGUAAAUCCUAAAACCUAAUAAUUAAAUUCCUAGUAUUUCUAGAGGAGCUGGGUUGUUGUUGUUUUUCAAGACUAGAGACAGGCUAUGAAAAGGCUCAGUCAUCAAUUCAGUAAAAUUUAUGAUGGAAGUACAUGACUAGAUAUAAACACUGCUGUUUAUUUGCUGUGAAAAUUAAUGUUUUCUAGCCUAGAAAGUACUGGAUUUGGCCAUAACAUACAGAGCAAUCCUAUACUUCUAUAACACCAGGAUCAGAGAUACGCUGCCACUACAUUGCCACAUCCAGUGCAGGCUCAGGCGAGGAGGGGAGAAGAAAACGCUCAACUGGAACAUACAGAAGCAGAGUAAAGAUGGCAGACCCACAUCCCUGGAAAGGCCCACCUCUCAGGAACUCUUCAGAGACUGCCUGGGAAACCGACCAGGGGGGAAAAGAAGGGCAGGUGUGCAAAGUGGAAGUAAGGAAGAAAAAGGAGUGAGUGGAGUGGCGUCCUUUGUAUCUGUUGCAAGCUGUACAGAGCGGCUGGUUCUGUUGCAAGUGCCCGGCCUCAACCUGAGACUACAGAGCUACAUGGGCUACAUGGCCGUCCGGGAAGGCAUCCAGGUAGCAGCUCAUGUUGUCUCCCUGAGCUCAUGGUUUCCUCUGCCCCGAGUCCCAGAGCAGCCUGUGACAGGAGCCUGCCUGGUCUGAGGUGAGCCUGUCUUUUGCAGUAGCAGCUUCCUGGGGCCAAGUUUGUAGAAGAGGGUAGUUGAUCUGAGGCAUGGCCCUGCUUUACAAGCAUUCAGUGCAAUGCCCACCUCUCUUAUUCUCCAUGAUAGCAGAGAAACUUUUGGCAUUAUCGUAGGACCUUCCAACCAUAUUGCUGAGGAGCUCUCAUCUGUCACCACUGGCUUUUCAGAUUCUCCUGGUCAGCCAUGUUGGCCACCUGGAAGGGAACCUGGAAGAGGAUUAGGGAGGACUCGUGGGGUCUGUGCAUGGGAUCCAUUAGGUCAUCAGGACAUGAAAGCAUUCCCAAACGCUUCUGGAGAUUUGUCUUCUGUGUACCAUUAUUCUGCCACCAUUAAUUCUGGUUCAACUUUAAUUGCUAUGUUGCAGGGAGAUGAAUAUGUUCCAAGCAUGGGGGGGGAGGGGGAAAUUGCUGAAUUUCAUGCAGCUAUUAAAGACACAGGAAUUAGCUGAGGGAAAGUGGUGGCAACUGACAACCCUAUCAAAGGGGGAUCAGUAGCAGCGUUGCUGCAUCACAGGUUGUGGCUGGGACAAAAGAUGGGAUGUUGGCUUUUAACAAUGGCUGAGGGUUCUAGUGAGUAUCCAGAAAAGCAAAAUGCCUUGGAGGACGUUCAUGUUUUGCCAACACAAACUAUGAUGAUUCCGUUGCCAGCCUGUGCUGCCUACAUUGAUUUAGUCUGGGUUUAUUAUAAUCAUAUUCUGUUUGCUUCGGUGUGCUGCCUGGAGUUGAUAAAACGUGCGAGUUGGGGGUGAGGUAGCUUGUGUCAGUCCUUGUGGUGAUGUAAUUGCAAUGCGAAAUGGAACAGCAGCGCUUGCAUAGCUGGAAGUUGUGUUGGAGGCUAGAAACAGCUCAGGCGAGAAUUUGCAUCUGUGUUUCCUCCACUUUAAAGCCGCUGCCUUUAGCCCUGGAGGAGUGUCCGGAGCAAUUAGGAGGCAUCAGCUCCGAGGCUGCGAAGCUCCUUCCAGACUGACACCGGGGGAGGGGGGGCAUGGACUGUGCGGCCGCCUCUCUGGCUGCCUGCGCUCUGGACCUUGAGGUUUUUACCAUCCAAGAUGUGAAGGUCCGGAGUUCUGAGAUCGAAGGGGACAAACUGCAUUUGGCUCCACCCCAGCCAUCAAAGCAGUUUCUUAUCUCUCCUCCAGCCUCUCCUCCUGUAGGUUGGCACCCAAUGAACGAUGCAACACCUGCUGCUAACUAUGACCUCCUUUAUGCAGUUUCUAAACGGGAAUCAGGUGAGAAAUACGAGCUGCACGCAGGUACAGAGUCCACCCCAAGUGUCGUGGUGCAUGUCUGUGACAUGGAUGCAGCAGAAGAGGGAGACCCAAACAAUUCACCCAAGCCCAAAAUUGUUCAAACUCGACGUCCUGAUGUGCCACCCUGUGUCUAACUGAUUUUCUCCAACAAGAGCACCUCUUUUUUAUUCCACUUCUGUAGUCUUCCCAUGUAUUUUAAUUUCUAUUGGCUGUUUGUCUGGAAAAAAUAUAUUGCGUGUUUCUGGAUAUUUACCUUAUUGGAAUACACUCUUUGCUGCAAUGAAAUCUUACGAAAGAGUA